This is a messenger RNA of Topomyia yanbarensis, 2466 nucleotides long. RefSeq lists its product as uncharacterized. The record is from RefSeq and is a predicted model, not a curated record. Bases 1 to 2466 code for a protein of 821 amino acids. The transcript is spliced from 3 exons. Lineage: Eukaryota; Metazoa; Arthropoda; Insecta; Diptera; Culicidae. Gene Ontology annotation, molecular function: nucleic acid binding; zinc ion binding.
AUGUCAAACCCUGCUGCUGUGGGUCCGGUUGUAAAUCCAGCUGUUUGUCCGCCGACGUUUUCUAUUGAGCCGUUCGACAAAAAGAAACUUCGAUGGAAACGGUGGGUUCAACGCUUACAGACGGCGUUUGCCAUUUACGGGAUCAAUGAGGAAAAUUUGAAGAGAAACCUGUUGCUCCACCACAUGGGCCCGGAUUCUUAUGACGUCAUAUGUGACAAAGUAGCUCCUGCUUCGCCGGAUGACCAAACGUAUCAGCAGAUUGUCGAUACGCUGGAUAGAUUCUACAACCUCCAACCAUUAGAAAUAAGCGAAAAUUUUCGUUUCAAGUGUGGCAGACAGGGCGACAAGAAUGCUAUUUCCCCGGAAGAGUCAAUCGACGAAUAUCUAGUUGCCCUUCGUCGAAUCGCUACUACCUGCAGUUUUGGCAACUACCUCGAGACGGCAUUGAGGAACCAGCUGGUGUUUGGCAUCAAGAGGAACGACAUUCGGAACCGGUUGUUGGAAAGACGAGAUCUUACGCUGCAAGACGCGCGGGAUGUUGCUGUCAGUAUGGAGUUGUCUCAAAAAGGUGUUGCUGAAAUCGAGGGAAGUGCUACCAACCAGGAGGUUCAUGCGAUACACCAUGCAAAACUGUUAAAAGCGAACAAAGUGCAGAAGGCAGAAAUUGCUGUCAAAGUUGGUAAAAAUUCGAAAGAUGCUGUUUGUUUUCGUUGUGGUGAUGAGUCACAUUUCGCCAAUACGUGCAAGCACAUGACUACAGUGUGCUCAUUCUGCAAGUUAAAAGGACACCUAGCUAGAGUAUGCCGGAAAAAGGAAUCCGCUUCCAGUGCCGCUAAUUCGCGAUCGUUGGGAAGAUCUAAUUCCGGUCAGGCAAAUUACGUCGACGAAUCCGAUUUGAAUGCAGACGAUGUCGAAACAAACGUGCGCGAAGUUUGUAUCGUAGACUCUAAAUCGAGCUAUGCAAAGUACGGGUUGAAUCUGCGGGUGAAUGGGAGGAAAUUCUUUUUCAAGUUGAUACCGGAUCGCCGUAAAACCAAGCUGAUGAGUUACUGCAAUACUAACAUCGAAGUGUUGGGAAUUUUCGAUGCGCGAGUUGAAUAUGAAGACUUAAAGGUUAAGUUACCCUUAUAUGUGGUGGUUUCGAAAAAGCAUCCGCUACUCGGGCGCGAUUGGAUGCAGGAAAUCUCGAUCGAUUGGAAUAGAGUACUUGUAAAUGUGAUUGCUGCCGCUAUUCCGGAUCACACCACUGCGCUGCAAGAGGUGUUGAUGAAAUAUCCGAAAGUUUUUGACGAUUCAAUCGGGAAGAUUUCUUACGUACAAGCUCACCUACCGCUGAAGAAUGAUGCUCGACCAGUGUUUAUGAAGGCAAGGAAGAUCCCGUUCAACAUGCGGGGUGCGGUCGAGAGUGAAUUGGAUAAGCUGGUUGCCGAAGGUGUGCUUACUAAGGUCAACCAAAGUAAUUGGGCUACACCAAUCGUUCCGGUAAAGAAAUCUCAAGGUCGUGUGCGAAUUUGCGGGGAUUACAAACAAACCGUGAAUCCACAUCUUUUGGUGGACAGACACCCGCUGCCUACCGUAGAUGAGAUGUUCGUUUCGCUGGUCGGUGUACAAAAAUUUAACAAGAUCGACCUGGUUCAAGCUUACUUACAAAUGGAAGUCGCUCCGGAGGAUCGAGAAAUCCUGACGCUGAAUACACAUCGGGGUCUGUACCGACCACAUCGGCUUAUGUAUGGGAUUGCUUCAGCCCCAGCAAUAUGGCAACGACAGAUAGAGACAAUACUACAAGGCAUCGAAGGGGUGAGUGUAUUCCUAGACGAUAUCAAAAUAACUGGCAGUGAUCAAGAUACGCAUCUACGUCGGCUCGAAGAAGUCCUUCAGCGACUGAGUGAAUGGAACAUCCGAGUGAAUAGGUCCACAUGCGAAUUCUUUGCGGACGUUAUUGAGUAUUGCGGCUACAUGAUCAAUAAAGAGGGAAUUCAUAAAAUUCGGGCAAAGGUUGAAGCCAUCAAUGGAAUACCAAUUCCAAAGAACAAGGAGGAGGAAGUCGUCCACCAACCAUGCAAACGCGGACGCCAUGUCACGAAUGCCAUUGCAGGAGGCCGAUCCAGAGAACAAAUUGAGAAGCUGCCGAUAACAACGGUGGAGGUGGCGCAGGCAACUACAGAAGAUCAAACUGUUCGUGUGCUGGUCCAAGGAAUCAAGUACGGACAGGUCGUUGACUCCAAGGAUCGAUUUGGUGUAGAACAAACCGAAUUUUCGCUACAGAAGGGAUGUUUGCUGAUAGGAAUCAGAGUCUACGUACCGCAGGUAUUGCGGAAACGGGUGUUAGAGGAGUUACACUCAACACAUUUCGGAAUUACGCGUACCAAAUCGCUGGCUAGAGGCUACUGCUGGUGGAUUGGUAUGGACCGAGACAUUGAGACGAUGAUUGCAGAUUGUACCGAGUGCCAAUCGGUGAGAUCCUAA